AUGUGGGGCACCAAUCCAUCAAUCCACCAAGCUCCAUCCAUCCAGCACCCAUAUCUCGAAGUAGAGCUCCUGCCCCCUCCCCCCCGACCCGACCCGACCUCCCCGAAGAGCCAGCCCAUCGUUCUUCCCCCCUCCACCACCAACAAAACCACAAUAAUGCCACCCCCCCACCUCCACCCCCGCUCCCGCUCAACAUCAACCCUCUUCGCAACCACCCUCCUCGCCUCCUUCUUCGUCGUCGCCCUCCCCCACAUCCUCCCCUGUCCAGCACCCCGACGAACUCUCGCCGACGGGGAGCUCGAUCCCAACGCCACCACGAGAAGAAAAAAACAAAUCGUGGGGGAGGACGGGGUGGCUAGAUUCAACAAUGCAAUCGCCACCACGCCAGAGGAGCUCCAAAAGCUAAGAAUGGAGAGGCAGAGGGAACGAAAGGCGGAGAGGGAGUGUCCGGUUCCGAAACCGGGGGGGAUAUUGGGGGAGUGGUUGGGGUUUCACAAGGAAGAGGAGAAGACAGUCGAGAAGGCUGAACCGAGGAGGGAGGGGAGGUGAUGGCUUGACAAAGAUGAGAUGGGGCGACGGACAUACAGGAAGGAGGCAAUAACAACAACAACAACAACAACAAUAACAAGGGGUGGGGGAUAAUAAAACAAAGGGAAAUACCACGAAGUUUGGUUGGGGGUUGUACAUACGGGACAGGCUUCGGAAGCAGGGAACAGUUGGGCCAGCCCGAUGGCAAGAAGUGGAAGAUGAAUGCGGACUGAUAGAUGGAUAAUACCCUCAGGCGAAAACAACGGCAGUGGGACAGAAGCUGCAAGGAGACAUAAAUCGAAAUAAAUGGAAUUGAGAAGCCAAAAAAAGUACGCUGCUGAUUGGAGUGGUGCACAAGCCUACCUAUACAAUCUUCCUCGACGCCUACCUAUAAAAAGCUUGAAAAGGGUGCUGAAGCAUAAAAAUAAACAUGUUGUGAUAAACAUGUGACGAGACUUUCAAGACUUAGACCAGCUC
Molecule: messenger RNA, 1005 nt
Organism: Podospora bellae-mahoneyi
Lineage: Eukaryota; Fungi; Ascomycota; Sordariomycetes; Sordariales; Podosporaceae
Exons: 3
Coding region: 1-549 (182 amino acids)
Biological process (GO): mitochondrial respiratory chain complex IV assembly
Cellular component (GO): mitochondrial matrix
Source: RefSeq, a predicted model, not a curated record